Messenger RNA from Fundulus heteroclitus (mummichog), 1968 nucleotides. Its product is annotated as circularly permutated Ras protein 1-like. Gene Ontology annotation, molecular function: SNARE binding; zinc ion binding. The record is from RefSeq and is a predicted model, not a curated record. The coding region runs from base 119 to 1810 and encodes 563 amino acids. The transcript is spliced from 18 exons. Gene Ontology annotation, cellular component: endoplasmic reticulum exit site; COPII vesicle coat. Gene Ontology annotation, biological process: COPII-coated vesicle cargo loading; endoplasmic reticulum to Golgi vesicle-mediated transport; intracellular protein transport. NCBI's taxonomy places the organism in Eukaryota, Metazoa, Chordata, Actinopteri, Cyprinodontiformes, Fundulidae.
CCUAACGGCCAAAGCUCGGCGCUCUGCUGCUUCUUCUCCCAAAGUCACAGGUUCUCCUGUGACGGCGCCUUUUCGAAGGACGGCUCCAGCGCCGGCUCUGCCUCCAAGACAUUCAUUUAUGCAUCUUACACCAGAGUACGUCAUGGUCUUACCCUCACCUGUCUCACCUGUCUCACCUGUCUCAAGUCCUGCAAGCCCCCAGACGCCUCCCUCACCCAACCUGCCGUUGUCCAUGGCAAAGGAUAAGGAGACUCUGCCAGGAAAUCCCAAUGUUGUUCUUAUCAGCUUAGGGAAACUGCUCUCACAGGAAGGAGUGCAGCCCACAGACGGGGAGCCCGUGUCGUGCUCACAGUGCGGCUCAGUGCUGGGCAGCUGGCAGGAAAAGGAGGUGAGAGGUUGUUACUUCUGUGGGUGUGGGGAGUUAACCGGAGCUUCAGGUCAGAACGAUGAGCUCUUCCUGCUGAACCCGGUGGAACAGCCGCUCUCCGCUGCUGAUUCCCUGCUGCUCUUCUGCAUCGACGUCUCCGGCUCCAUGAGCAUCACCUCCAAGGUGCUGGAAGCGGGGCAGAAAAUCCACAAGUCCAGGCUCCAGUACGUCCAGGACGCUUUGCUGGAAUGUGUUCAGAAACUGAGCGACCAUCAGCCUGAGGUCCGAGUGGGGCUCAUCACUUUCAGCUACCAGGUCACGAUGCACGGCUGCGACCAUCUGCAGUCGUUUAAGCUGAGCGACGCUGAGCUGAAUGACAGCGGCCUUCUGCAGGCGGCCGCAGCAGCUUUUCCUCUUCCUCCUCCACUUUCACAGACCUCAGAGUCCUUACAGAGGCAGAUCUUAGGGUUAUCUGCAAAUGGAGCAACAGCUCUGGGUCCAGCUGCUCUCCUUGCCAUCACGGUGGCCUCCAGGCGGCCAGGCUCAAAGGUGAUUAUCUGUACAGAUGGAAAAGCCAACGCAAAGUUAGGCAAUCUAGAGGAGGAGGACAACGACGCUCACACCCUCCUGUCAUCCACCAUCUUCUACCAGGAGCUCGGGGAGCACGCCGCUAACCAGGGGGUGACCGUGUCCGUGUUGUCCAUCAAGGGAACCGACUGCCGGCUGGAUGAGCUGGGACGAAUGGCGGAUCGUACUGGAGGGAAGGUGGUAAUAGCCAGCCCCAACAAGCUGCACUCAGAGUUUGAAGAGAUCAUUCAAAACAGGACCGUAGCUACACACUGUGCAGUAACACUGCUGCUGCCCAAAUCUCUGCGGAUGAAAGGGGAGAGGGAGGCGGCUCACAAAGGGACCAGAGAGGUGGGGAACGUGAACACCGAUACUGAGGUCACCAUCCAGUUUGCAGCUGAUGACGAAGUGGCGCCGCCAGCUCCUGGCAGCCGCGUCUUCAUGCAGCUGCAGAUCAGAUACAAGAAGGACGGACGGGAUCUGCUCAGAGUGAUCACUGCGCAACGAGAAGUUACUGACGACAGCGCGGCGGUCCUGUCCUCCCUCUCCCUGGCCGUCAUCCAGCUCAACGCGUUUCAGGCCAGCGCCUCCCUGGCCGUCAGAGGCCGCUUCCUGGACGCCAGGACGGAGGCAGCCGUGCAGCAGCAGCUCAUUGAACGGGCAGUACAGCACAAUCAGAGCGCAGAGGACGAACAGACGUACGAAGAGUGGCUCAGAACCAUGGAGCCCAUAAACAAAAGCACGCAUAACCUAAUAAGGAGGAGCGACGUUAUAAGUGACUAUGAGUCUCUGACAGAUGCUGGUGCUGCCUUGCUCAUCACCAUGAAGCACUACAACAGGAAGUCCAUUUUACGGAGGGGGGACCCCCGGCUGUAGCCUGCGGCCUCCCUCCAGUUGGCCUCACCGCAAUAAACGUGUAUAAAAUAAAGGGUCCACCUUCUUAUUAUACUGAGCUUUUUAUUCACCGUGACACCCUGAGAUCUUAUGUAAAUGUAAUGAGUGUUAUAAAUAAAAUGCAUUACUAUUAAGACAGC